This is a messenger RNA of Cygnus atratus (black swan), 1664 nucleotides long. RefSeq names its product polypeptide N-acetylgalactosaminyltransferase 14 (gene GALNT14). Gene Ontology annotation, cellular component: Golgi apparatus. Lineage: Eukaryota; Metazoa; Chordata; Aves; Anseriformes; Anatidae. The record is from RefSeq and is a predicted model, not a curated record. Bases 1 to 1659 code for a protein of 552 amino acids. The transcript is spliced from 15 exons.
AUGAGGCGGCCGCCUCGCCGGCUGACGCUGUCCGUGCUGGGGGUGCUGUGGAUCGCCGCCCUCCUCCUCCUCUUCUUCGGGGCCAGGAGGAAGCCGGGGGCGGCGGGACCCGAGGGGCGCGCGGCGGAGGGCUCAGAGGCGGACUGGGACGACCUGUGGGAUCAGUUUGAAGAGCGGAGAUACCUGAGCGCUCGAAAAUGGAAGGGCGGCGAGGACCCGUACCGGCUCCAUGCCUUUAACCAGCGGGAGAGCGAGAGGAUGCCCAGUGACCGUGCCAUCCGUGACACCCGCCACCACAGGUGCUUGACCCUGCGCUAUCACCAGGAUCUCCCGCCAACCAGCAUCAUCAUCACCUUCCACAAUGAGGCUAGGUCUACCCUGCUGAGGACCAUUAGGAGUGUGCUGAACCGCACCCCAGUGCACCUUGUCCAUGAAAUCAUACUGGUGGAUGACUUCAGCGAUGAUCCUGACGACUGCCGCUUGUUGGCCAAGCUGCCCAAGGUGAAAUGCCUGCGGAACAGACAGCGCGAAGGUCUGAUCCGGUCCCGAAUCCAAGGGGCGGAUGUGGCACAAGCAGGAGUUCUGACCUUCCUAGACAGUCACUGUGAGGUGAAUAAGGACUGGCUACUUCCACUUCUGCAGCGCAUUAAAGAGGAUCCAACCCGGGUGGUCAGCCCUGUUAUUGACAUCAUCAACUUGGACACUUUUGCCUAUGUGGCGGCUUCCUCGGACCUCAGAGGUGGUUUUGACUGGAGCCUUCAUUUCAAAUGGGAGCAACUCUCCCCAGAGCAGAAAGCCAAACGACUUGAUCCUACCAAACCCAUUAAGACGCCCAUCAUUGCCGGGGGGCUGUUUGUGAUCAACAAAGCCUGGUUCAACCACCUGGGGAAGUACGACAAUGCCAUGGACAUCUGGGGUGGGGAGAACUUCGAAAUCUCUUUCCGUGUGUGGAUGUGUGGAGGUAGCCUGGAAAUCAUCCCCUGCAGCCGUGUUGGACAUGUCUUCCGGAAGAAACAUCCAUAUGUCUUUCCAGAGGGGAACGCCAAUACAUACAUCAAAAACACCAAGCGCACGGCAGAGGUGUGGAUGGAUGAAUUCAAACAGUACUACUAUGCAGCCCGUCCUGCAGCCCAGGGGAGACCCUGUGGAAACAUCCAGAGCAGAGUGGAGCUGCGGAAAAGACUGAAGUGCCAUAGCUUCAAGUGGUACCUGGAGAACGUUUACCCCGAGCUCCGGAUUCCCAAGGAAUUACUAUAUCAGACUGGGAUGAUCAGACAAAGGCAGAGUUGCCUGGAGUCGCACCAGUCUGAAGCCCAAGAGUUGCCCAUCUUGAGCUUAAAUCCUUGCAUCAACAGCAAAGGGACAGCAGCAACAGCACAGGAAUGGACAUACACAUACAACCACCAAGUCCGUCAGCAGCAUCUGUGCUUGUCUGUGUACACCCUUUUCCCUGGUUCCCAGGUGCUCCUGUCACCUUGCAAAGAAGGUGACAACAAGCAGCGAUGGGGUAAAGUUGGGUCACACAUUGAGCACAUAGCUUCACGCUUCUGUUUGGACACUGAGAUGACUGGGGACACGAAUGAGAAUACCAAAGAACUUGUCAUCAAUCCUUGCGAGAGCACAGCCAUGAGUCAGCGCUGGGACAUGGUGAUGUCUUGACCUGC